UCGAUCAUAAACACUGAAGGGUUUCUCUUCCCAUCAUUUGUAUUUUGUGACUGACUGCAGUCUCGCGCUGCUGCUGCUCAUACGCAAUCCCUGGAUAGGUGGUUGCCAUGGUUUCCUGGGUCACAUGCGUGGGUUUCCUGUAGCCAGCAGCAGCAGCAGCAGCAGCAGAAGAUGCUCGGACUAAAAAUCAAGAGCCAUUUUCAUUGAAGAAAAAAAGAAAAGAUCAGCUGUAGAGGGCUUAACUGACUGGGUGUCCUUACGAACACACCCCGUCUACUUCUUUCGGUUUUAUUUUUCACUCUCCUCUGAAUCUUUUUUUGGAGUCUUUUGAAUUCGCAGCAAAACCGGUUUAGACCACAUUCAUAGAUUGAUAACAGGAAUGAGUAUAGAAAUUCCUGAAGGACUGACGGAGCUGUUACAGAGCUUUACCGUGGAAGUGUUGAGGAAUCAGCCCAGGGAUUUGCUUGAGUUUGCGCUGCAGUAUUUCACCCAGCUGAAGGAAAGAGAGACCAAAGAGGCCUCGUUUGGCAAUGACCAGAAUUCGGCCCCGAGACCUGGAAAAGCGGUCAAUUUCAUUGACGAAGCCAUGCAGAUCGAUUCGGAAAACGGAGAGGAGGACGACGACGAUGACGAGGAAUUCAUAGCCCCGGUUAUAAACCGAUUCAUCAGAAGAGCUUCAGUGUGUGCUGAAGCGUUCAACCCUGAUGAAGAUGAGGAGGAAAAAGAGCCAUUGAUCACCUACCCAAAAACUGAUGAGCAGAGACAGAGACUACAGGAAGCAUGUAGGGACAUUCUUCUGUUCAAGAAUCUGGAUCCUGAGGAGAUGUCUCAGGUGCUGGAUGCCAUGUUCGAAAAGUUCUGCACUGAAGGGGACCACAUCAUUGAUCAAGAUGAUGAUGGAGACAACUUUUAUGUCAUUGAAAGUGGGACGCUUAACAUUUUCGUGAAGGUUGAUGGUGCAGAGAAGCUGGUAGGUUGCUAUGACAACCGAGGGAGCUUCGGAGAACUGGCGCUGAUGUACAACACCCCCAGGGCAGCCACAAUAAUUGCCACCUCGCCUGGAGCCCUUUGGUGCCUAGAUCGUCUGACAUUCAGGAGGAUCAUCGUGAAAAACAAUGCCAAGAAGAGGAAACUAUACGAGGCGUUCAUUGAAACACUACCACUGCUAACGUCAUUAGAGCUCUCAGAGAGGAUGAAGGUAGUAGACGUACUAUCCACCAAGGUGUACGGUGAUACACAGCAGAUCAUCGCUCAGGGUGAUUUAGCCGAUUGCUUCUACAUUGUUGAGUCUGGCCACGUUAGAAUCACCAUGAGAAGAAUAAGGACAAAAAAAGACCAGGAAGAGGAGGAGGUUGAUAUCGCCACAUGCUCUAGGGGCCAGUAUUUUGGGGAGUUGGCACUAGUCACAAACAAGCCAAGGGCUGCAUCCGCCUAUGCUGUUGGGAGCGUCAAAUGCUUGGUCCUGGAUGUAAAAGCCUUCGAGAGACUCCUGGGCCCAUGCAUGGACAUCAUGAAGAGAAACAUUGCUAACUAUGAGGAGCAGCUUGUGACCCUGUUCGGAGGUAGCACUGAGAUUGAGAUUGAGCAACUAAGUGCAUAAAAUGGCUCCAACGGACCACGAAUUGAUGGAUGACAACUAAUUUUAUCGUUAUCACUUUGACAGCUUUUCUUACAAGAAAUGUGAAUAUUCACAACAGCAUUUGUGUGCCAGUUAAAUAAUUCAGAUGCCAUCAUCAGACAGGGUUCAUUUUAGAAGAGUUUUCCACAGAGUGUUAUAAGCCAAAGCUGAGUUGCUUAAAGCUUGUUUGAAUUAGAUUUCUCACGACUAAAACCUUAAAAAUGUCUGUGAAUGCGUUUACUUUUCAUCGUCAAAUAUAUAAUUUGUUUUUCUAUUGAACAUUUCUGUUUACACACCCUUUCUCUGCAAUGUUGUAGUUACACAUACAGUAUCAUAUUGUUUGCACAGCUAUAAACAUUUUUCUGCCAAAAUCAGAUGCCAAAGCUAUUCUUUUUGCAAGAUAGUUGUGAGCAAACAUGUCACAUUCUCUUGUCAUUCCUUGGCAUGAACACCAACACUCACAGCAUUAGAUGCACUGUUACACCGUUCCAAAAGCCCCAGUGUGAGAGAGUACAGAUAAUUUGGAAAUUCAGUCAACUGGAUUCUGUGUGUGUGUAUAAACUCUUUUACAUUUGAUCACAACAGAUUGUACUGUUUAAACAUUUUUGCUAAAUACUCUUGAUUAUCAUCAGAUUUGACCCCAGGAAACACAUUCAUAAUCUGUACAUCAUUAUUGGUAAGUGAUUGUGGCUAUUAGCCUUAUACCAUGCUUUUCCAAAAAAAAAAAAAAAAAUCAACAACAAACUCCAGAAAGAUAGCUGAUAGUUUUGUAUGAUUAUCAACACAUUGCUGUACAAUUUGAAACUCAGUAUUUACUGCUAUUGUAUAGGCCCCUCCUUAUUUGAUAAGUUGCCUCACUAGACUGUAGUCUUUAUUGGCAAUGUCCUAAGACAAUUGCUUUUCCUGUGUUAUAAUGUAAGAUUAAGUCAUACUGUUAUGUGUCAGUGAAACAUAUUAUGAUUAUGACAUCCAUUAUUGCUGCCUACCUCUGCCACCAACGUAUACUGUUUGGAAACACAUGAUGUUGUUUCCUUGAUACAGGAAUCUUAAGUGGGUCUUCUCUGCUCUCUUCUUCUAUCUCUAUUUAAGAUUAAUAGAGUAUUCUGUGUUUCUGUAAGCUGAAUAGACCUGUUUGACAUUUAAAUGUUCUGGAUCCCCCCCCCCCCCCCCCCUUUGUGCAAGCAGAACUGGUCACUUUUGAAGGCAAACACAAAACUGGUGGAGAGUACUGUAUGUUUCACUUUUCAUGUCAAUAAAGAUCCUUUUUAUA
Molecule: messenger RNA, 2888 nt
Organism: Notolabrus celidotus (New Zealand spotty)
Lineage: Eukaryota; Metazoa; Chordata; Actinopteri; Labriformes; Labridae
Product: cAMP-dependent protein kinase type II-beta regulatory subunit
Exons: 11
Coding region: 380-1600 (406 amino acids)
Biological process (GO): regulation of protein phosphorylation
Cellular component (GO): cAMP-dependent protein kinase complex
Molecular function (GO): cAMP-dependent protein kinase regulator activity
Source: RefSeq, a predicted model, not a curated record